This is a messenger RNA of Lathyrus oleraceus (garden pea), 619 nucleotides long. RefSeq lists its product as uncharacterized. NCBI's taxonomy places the organism in Eukaryota, Viridiplantae, Streptophyta, Magnoliopsida, Fabales, Fabaceae. The record is from RefSeq and is a predicted model, not a curated record. The transcript is spliced from 3 exons. Bases 14 to 619 code for a protein of 201 amino acids.
GUUGAGCAACCUUAUGACCAGUGGUAACCAGAAGGGGUUUGUUGACCAGUAUGGAGAUAUUCUGACACUGUUGAAGAUGGUAGUCGAUCCGGUGCCGUUGCAGACUCUUCUACAGUUCUACGACCCAGAGCUUCAUUGUUUCACCUUUCAAGAUUAUCAGUUGGCGCCUACUCUUGAGGAAUACUCCAUUCUGCUGAGUGUCCCGGUCCGGUAUCAGGUUCCUUUCUUGGAUGUGCCCAAGGAGGUUGAUUUCAGAGUUGUUGCCAGAGCUCUCCAUUUGGGUAUCAAGGAAGUCAGUGAUAGUUGGAAGUCCAGUGGGGAUGUUGUAGGAUUGCCUUUGAAGUUUCUGUUGAGGGUAGCUAGAGAAGAAGCAGAGAAGGGAAGUUGGGAAGCCUUUCAUGCUCAGUUGGCCGUCAUGAUCUAUGGGAUCGUCCUGUUUCCGAGUAUGCCCAAUUUUGUUGACUAUGCUGCAGUCAGUAUUUUCAUUGGAGGAAAUCCAGUUCCUACUCUGCCAUUGGAAUCAGGUCAAAUUGUGUCGGCCUCUGGGCACGAUUUUGUUGAUUUGUUUGUUACUGAAAACGCGGUUGAUAACUCGGUGUUGCUUGAACGACCAAAGUAG